CUCAACAAUACUGGAGUCUCUUAAUUGGGAAAAUUAAAUGGAUAAUUUGGUUAAGCAAAGAAGAAGAAGGGUCUCAAUCUCUGAGAACAUAAAAACGGAUUUGCCAAUGCUAUCAGAAUUGGACAUAACAGAUUACCCAGCAUUAAACUGGCUGAAAAACCAAUCAUAUUGGUACGAGAAAAAUGACUACUACAACGAGAAAGAGAGUGAAUUGGCAGUUUCUGUUGCGGUUGCUGCAUUCGUCAUUAGAUCAAUGGAAGAAGCCGAUAAACAAAAAUCGAAAAGAAUAAGAGAAGAAAUCAAGAGGUCAAGGACCAAAAAAUCCAAUCUGGUUAUACCUAAUACCCAAGUAAAGAGGUUAAGCAAAUCAUAUACACAAGAGGUGAAAAUUGGAGAGGAGAGUUUCAGAAAAAAAUUGUUGGAGUAUCCAUCAGAAAACCGUCGGCCACAAGAGAUUGGCUCAUCCUCCGGAACAUCAGGACUUGCUUCAGCGUCAAGUAAAGCAGAUUCUUGGGAAAAAUCUCAAAUCAAGAAAAUAAGAUUAAGGUAUGAGAAAAUGAAAGCUGAUAUUGUGGGUUGGGAGAAUGAGAGAAAAUUAGCAGCUACACUGUUAAUGGAGAAAAGAAAGGUUAUUUCAUUAUCUAGUGAAUAAACAUUUUUUUUUAAUGCAUAUAAUUCAGACGACUAGCUAAUAUAUUAUUUUGUUUUAUAAAGAGUGAAUUGGAGAAGAGAAAAGGGAUUAAUAAUCAGCAUUAUAAGUCAAAAUUAGCAAGGAUUCAACUAAUAGCUGAUGGAGCCAAGAAACAGCUUGAGGAGAAGAGAAGGAGCAAAGAAGCUCAAGUUCAUGGAAAAGUAAAGAAAAUGAGUCGAACAGGGAAAGUUCCUAAUAAUUAUUUCUGCUUUCGGUGUUACUAAAAUCAAAAUUACUUAUAUCAAUGAAACUAUAUUUGUAUGUGUUAAACUCAAAUCAUAAAUAAAG
Arabidopsis thaliana (thale cress) is the source of this 979-nucleotide messenger RNA. RefSeq names its product Remorin family protein. The transcript has 5 exons. Lineage: Eukaryota; Viridiplantae; Streptophyta; Magnoliopsida; Brassicales; Brassicaceae. Bases 38 to 652 code for a protein of 204 amino acids. The record is from RefSeq and is marked reviewed.